This is a messenger RNA of Menidia menidia (Atlantic silverside), 381 nucleotides long. NCBI's taxonomy places the organism in Eukaryota, Metazoa, Chordata, Actinopteri, Atheriniformes, Atherinopsidae. The record is from the annotation of a GenBank genome assembly.
AUGGCCGGGACGAUGAUCAGGGACUGGGUGCCGUCCUCUUUCACCACUAUCUUGCGCCGCGCCGGCGAACGACCGGGCGAGCGGCUGGCAGACCGACCGGGCGAUCGGCUCAGGGAGCGCGGGGACGAGGACCUGAGGAGGAGGGGCGCUCGAUCGCCGGCGCGGCGCCUGGAGGAAACCGACGAGGCUCAGCUGGAGAGGCUCUACAAACCCGUGUUCGUGCUGAAGCCGUCCUCCAUUAAGUGCUCCGAGGGCCAGACGGCCAGGUUCGACCUGAAGAUAGUGAUCAAAGAGGACGGGACCCAGUCCCUGAUCAUCGUCCCGGCGGUGCCUAAGGACUCCGGGGAGUGGACGGUUGUGGCUCAGAACAGGGCUGGACGG